GAAAACGACGUCCGUCUGGGCUUUUAGCUCAACAAUGUGCAGAUUUUGGGGAAUAUUGAUAGAUUCGCAUAGGUUUACCUCAUAUUUCUAUAGACAAGAAUAAUAUUUAUUGAAUUGAUACCCAAAUGCGUCGAUGUAAUCUUUAUGAGCGCUUGCUGUUCUUAAGUACUGUGUUUUCAAUACAUACUGGCCGCCUGAAGGCGCUCUCUGCACAGAAAUUUCUUUAUAUAGGCCACACGAAGAAUAAUCAUUACCAUGUGAAAUUCCAGGAUUAAGUUAAUAUUAUUGCAAGACAAUUGGUGUACCACUUUUUUGAAAGUGUGUGAAAGAAGAAAUUCAAAAUGGAGAACAAACGAACAAAACAUGAAGUUGAAGGAUAUCUUCAUGACGUUUCAGAUAUUACAGAGGGGGCAAAUCGCCGUAAAUAUUUUACUGCCGUUUUGCAGGAGGCAGGAAGAAACAGCCGGGUAGUUGUUUUUGAUGUACAGAGGCAUCAUGUUUUUGUAAAUGCCCAGAAAGACAGGAGUCCAGUAAGGCUGUGUGAGGUGGCAUUGUCUCCAUCACGACAAAAAAAAGGAGAGGUUGACAUCAUUGUGAACAACUCAUCUUUGUUGACUUGUGUGCGCAGGCUGGAGUUUGCCUUUGAUAAUUCUACAGGUGAUGUUGUUGAAGACUGGACAUGUCAACAAAUACUUGAAAAUCCUAGAGAAUAUCAAAGGGUGAACGUUACAAUUAAAGUAGUCCAGUUGACUGAGGAGACCCAGUCAAUGACUCGUAGCAAUCAAAGAUUGCUAAGACGAUCGUAUGAUGUGGCAGAUCAAAGCAGUGCUUUAUUGUUGACUGUCUGGGGAGGAGAUACCCUUGUGCCCGGGAAGUGGUACAAAAUAAAGAAUGUGUCAAUUCGUCAAUUUGAUGGUUGCACUUGUUUAUCAACCACGAAGCAGUCUGUUGUGACAGUUGUGCCUGAUGUAUCAAGUGAUGUUGCACAAGUAGUUGACCAAUUUAAGGUCCAAGAUGGAGAGGUUGUGACGGCAGAAGUUCAAGCUGAGUAUCAGUGUCCAAGGUUGCAUCCUUUGCCUGCAGUCAAUUUCCAGACCCUGAUGACGAGGUGUCCAAAAUGUGCCGCAUACUGCAAAACAUCCAAAGUAACGUCAGUACUUCGUGCAACUGUUACUAUACAGGACAAGUGUGAUCAAAUGAACACUUUUGAAAUGGAUAAUGUUGUGCUUCGUGAGUUGUUGGAUGUUCCAACACACAGUCAGGUGGAACCAGAUGACUUGGCAGCGAAGUUGCUAAAUGAUGAUGAGGUCAAUUUGCACAUAAAAUACAGAGGAAAACGUGUUGUCUCUGCAUCAUUCAUCUCCAAGGCAGCAAAUCAGUCUUCUGAAUCACAAAGCAGAGACGUUGCGGUUACAUCAAGAAUGCAAGAAUCUGAAGGACUGUCUGAAGAUUUCAUGCUGGAAGAAAUGUUUAUGGAAGAAACAGCUGAAUGUUCAGAAGUUGUUAGCCAGGGUUUGAUGGAGAAGGGUAAAGAAGGUGUUUCUGAGACUGCAAAACAGUGUUUUGAAACUCGCAAGAAAGAUGCUAGCCAGGGUUUGAUGGAGAAUGGUAAAGAAGGUGUUUCUGAGUCUGCAAAACAGUGUUUUGAAACUCGCAAGAAAGAUGGCAGCCAUGGUUUGAUGGAGAAGGGUAAAGAAGGUGUUUCUGAGUCUGCAAAACAGUGUUUUGAAACUCACAAGAAAGAUGUUAGCCAGGGUUUGAUGGAGAAGGGUAAAGAAGGUGUUUCUGAGUCUGCAAAACAGUGUUUUGAAACUGACGGGAAAGAUGUGGGUCUGGCUUUGCAGGAAAAGGACCUGUUUGACAACAGCAAGGCUGGAGUUUGUUUUGAAGGUGCAUGUAAAGCCACUGUUAAAUCAAGUGGAAAAGGUUCUAAGAAAUGCCACAAAAAGUAAAGAAGUUCAGUUCAAUACUUUGAACUAGUUUUUUCUCUUUUUCUUUUGCACAAAAUAAAGUGAAUUUUUGUUUUAUAUUAUAGUGUUACAAUACAUGAUCACAUGUAAAGCCACUGUUAAAUCAAGUGGAAAAGGUUUUAAGAGAGGCCACAAAAAGUAAAGGUGUUCAGUUCAAUAGUUUGAACUAAUUUUUUCUCUCUUUCUUUUGCACAAAAUAAAGUGAAUUUUUGUUUUACAUUAUAGUGUUACAAUACAUGAUCACAUGUAAAGCCACUGUUAAAUCAAGUGGAAAAGGUUUUAAGAGAGGCCACAAAAAGUAAAGAUGUUCAGUUCAAUACUUUGAACAAAUUUUUUCUCUCUUUUGCACAAAAUAAAGUGAAUUUUUGUUUUAUAUUGUAGUGUUACAAUACAUGAUCACAUGUAAAGCCACUGUUAAAUCAAGUGGAAAAGGUUUUAAGAGAGGCCACAAAAAGUAAAGAUGUUCAAUACUUUGAACUAAUUUUUUCUCUCUUUCUUUUGCAUAAAGUAAAGUGAAAUUUUGUAUCAUUUUAUAGUGUUACAUCACGUAAAAGAGAUGUAAAUGUAAGCAUUUUUCAUGUUUAAUUAUUGCGGAAACUGUUUGUUCACAUUUUGGACAAGUUUUUACUUAUUUAUAAUGUCCAUAUGUUAUUGUUAUUUGUGUAUUUUUUGUGUUUUUAUACAUUUUGAAUGUAAGAAAGCAGUAAAAAAUUGACGCAUGUUAAAGUUUUGAAAGGUUAUUUCACCCAAAAAUUGAAUUAUCAUCAUUACUUAUACUCAUGUUGUUUUACACCUGUAAGACCUUUGUUCAUCUUUGUAAAACAAUUUAAGGUUAUCUUUCAUGAAAUCCAAAGGCAUGUAAGAUACAUAUAGAUAGCAACAUCAUUGUAUUGUUUGAAAUUCAGAAAGGUUGCCAAAUCAUGCUUUAAGUAGUCAACCUUACUAUAACUUUAAUAUUAUGGCGAUUUUUGUGUAUAAAAAAUAGACUUUAAUAAUUUGAUUCUUUGUCAUUAUAGUUUAUCGUGAAUUUUGUGCAGUUUUUCUUGUUUACAUCAAAGCUUCAAACUUUUCCGUCCUUUCUGGAUUUCAAGAGGUAAAAUUAUGUAACUGUAAUGUUUGGGUUUAGAUGAUAUUUGAAAAUAUCUUUUUCAUUGUUUUAUGGUAAAUAUCUUAAUUUGUUUUACAAAGAUGAAGAAAUGUCUUUAAGGUGUGGAAAAACAUGAUGGUGAGUAAUUAAUGAUAAAAAUUGUAUAUUUGGGUGAAAUUGUUUUAAGUAGAGGUGAAUGUGAAGUGAUGCAUAUUAAAAGUAGGUUUGCAAGGUUCGUUUUGUUUUCAUGAGCAAAAAAAUGUGUUUAUAUUGAGGAUUGUUUAAUAAAGUUUUUUUUUGCUAAAAGUAAGUGUAGUUUUUAAUUUUAUAUUGUGUUUUGGCGUUUCCUGGUUGUGUUUGUGCAAUUCACAUGAACAUAUUUACAACAAUAGUGGAAAAUAAAAUGGCAGGUUAACGUGG
This is a messenger RNA of Pimephales promelas (fathead minnow), 3477 nucleotides long. RefSeq lists its product as uncharacterized. The record is from RefSeq and is a predicted model, not a curated record. Lineage: Eukaryota; Metazoa; Chordata; Actinopteri; Cypriniformes; Leuciscidae.